UAAAAUCGACCCUGCCGGAAACUGCGAACGAAGGUUUCCCUCGGCCUAUGAGGGGCAGUGUUGUGUCAUCCGUGCAUGGAGCCACAUCCAUUUUUCUUCCUUCGUGAAAGAGAAGAGCGGCGCAAUGUAGUUCAAUUAAACUUUUUUUUUUUUUUUUCAUCAAUUUGGAAGACGACACACACUGCUCCGUCAUUCCUGCAGGGUCCUCUCCUCUGCACUUCCGGAUCGAUACGCGGGCUUCAGCUUCGCCGUCAGGACCGCCAGAGGAGAGUUCGGUUCGAUAAACCAAAGAUUUUCCACCCGACAUUCUGAACUCUCGAACGUCCCCAGAGCAGCUUUCAUCCACUUUUGAGUCCAUGGGCGCUCUCAACCUCCCGUGGUGUUCUACACGUUGACACUGUUGGAAGCAAGAAAUAUUGAUCCAGCGUAUCUCCAGCCAAGGCUUUUUCCAUCCGGCUCAAGCGGUUAUGGAAAGACGCGACGAGGUCCCAGAAGUUUAUCCGGACAUGGAGGGAAGAAAACCCCCAACAAAACUCUCCACACAAAUGAGGAUUCUUACAUGGCUUGGGAGAGACAGCUGCCUUAUGGACUGCGCCACAGGAGUCCCAUACCACAAGCACGGCCAUCUGGGACCAAGCAACGUGAGGUGACAGUGAUUCCCCCUUCUCAAGUGGCAGUAAGACGGAGCCGCCAUUGGCGCCACAGUGACUUUGUUCGCGCUAAAUCACUGAGAGUGGGCUGUGUUCAAAGCCCUCCUCGGUGGCCCGGCGGAGCAGAAGAUGGAGACGAAGAAGAGGACGACGGUGACGGCCAUGCCCGUGUCUGGUCGGAUCAAAGCCGAGCGGCGGAGGGAAAAGGCCAGCUGGCAGCGGGGACAUGUGAAAUUGUGACGCUGGACAGGGAUAGCAGCCAACCGCGGCGGACCAUCGCCAGGCAGACGGCCCGCUGCGCCUGCAAGAAGGGCCAGAUCGCCGGAACCACGAGAGCCAGACCCGCCUGCGUGGACGCCGCCAUCGUUCGGAAAAAGCAGUGGUGCGAGAUGGUGCCGUGUUUGGAGGACGAAGGCUGCGACCUGUUAGUCAACAAAUCCGGCUGGACCUGCACGCAGCCCGGAGGCCGAGUCAAGACGACCACGGCUCUAUGACGCGACAAGACGCCCUCGCACUACGGAGAGCAUGGACGACCCCCUCGACAAGCACCCGGACACAACCCGCCGCCGCUUACCCACCGCUAUCAUGAGCCUGCCCUUUUCCCGGAAGGCCUCCACCCUCCAACGCGGUACUCGUGGAGGGCGAAAGGUCUCCUAACGCCACGAGAGCACCAGAGAGGGAGUCUUUGCAGGACCUCUUUCCACCCCCACCACUCCACUUCCCCCCCAUCUCUCCAGGACAUCGGGUAAAGGACUGGCGGUCAUACACUGUUCCCUGCCAGCGACUCCACAGGCUUUGUGACUUGUCCCACCCGGCGAGCGUCGUCAGAUCCACGCGGUCGCCCGCUCUCCGCUUCCGCAUGCACCGUCCAAUUUGCAGCUUUCGCCCGUGCCCCGCCGAGGGUCGGAGUGCGGCGAAAGGCCAGUUGGUCCCCUGCGGGAAGCCCUCUGAACGGCGCGAGUUCCCUGGCUUUUUUCACCGUUCUAGAAGAUCAGCAGGAGAGGACGCCGAGAUCCUUUGGAGAAGCGAGGGCUCUCUGUUGCCAGUAGGCCUUUUGUCGGAGCCAACUUCCGUACUUUUAUAGACCAAAGAUCAAAAGAACAAAGGCGCCGGGAACCGACCGAAGCAUCUCCGCCAGGCGUACCGUGAACAGUUUGACUUGGUACCGGUGUACGCAAGGACGCAAGGAGUACUUUUGACCGUUUCGGGACCUUUUUCUUUCCUCAGACUUAGUGUAACGCUUUACUUUGAAACUGGAUACGUAGCUUCUCCAUGCGUCCAAGUGCGUGUGAAGGAGAUGAAAAAAAAUUGUCAAAAAGAUGUGAUUGUGGGGACAGCUUGGCACUGUGGCAUCGGCGAAGGACUAACCGGGGGGGGUGGGAUUUGGGAAAACCUAUGAAAAGAUUGCGUGUAGGGAUGUCAUUAAAUGUAUUUUGAAAGGCCCUAAAAGUUAUAUAUUUAACAGUUUUUCUAUGUUGUACCUUUGUAGAGGAGUUUAUUGGACUCGUGGUCUCAAUGACAAUUAGGACGUGAACAGACGCCGCCGUCGACGUGACCGCCGGCGCCGGUAGUUUAGGAAAUUUUGGCGGGCGCCUCGCUAGCUGCUUUGUUUUCACGCUCAUUUCCACGCGGCUGUCCGGCAGAAAAGAAUCCCGAGGACUGAACUUGUGGCCGACGUAACAUUGUAAAUGUCCAGUAGUGAGUGGAAGCCAUUGAAGAGCGCUAAUUUGCUAUUGUAUUGUACACAACGUGGAAUACUGACUCAUUUCCUCCGAACGGCUUUGGAUGUGUUAAUUUAUUGGCGUCGGGCCGCGCGGCAGUCGGGUCGGACGAGGGCGAGGAGGAGACGGAACCAGAGAGCUGUGGAAUUUUUUUUAUGGUGAAAUAUUUUAAGAAUAAAUGAAAUACAGUGAAAGAAAUGUUAUGAGAAAAUGGAGGUGAUGUUACUAUGUCAAAGUUGGGCUCCCCCCCCCCAAAAAAAAAAAAAAAAAAGAAGUUUAACAAGAGUUCCUCAGAGUCAUGAAGUACAUGUCUUGUUCCCAAAGAGAUAUGGUCAUUUUAAUGUCAUUUGUAAUGGUUUGAAUGAGGCAAGCUUGUUAAUAACACUCCACAGAUAUGACCGGUAAAUGUAAUGAAACUCUAGAAAGGUUUUAUGAAAUGAGUGGAUUGGAAAUGAAGCAUAAAGUUAUACAGUAACCAGUAAAAGUACUUUUAGUGUCCAGAUGAGAGGUUCUAGAUUUUGGGAUACUGCGUGCUGUCCACUCGUAUUACACCAGAAUGCAAACAAUGUGGUUCAUUCAUUUCAGAAAGAGGCGUCACGUUACAUGAAACUGUUUUUCCUCUCCAACGGAUGGCUUUAUGGGUCCAAAGAGGAAAAUGUGAGAUGCCCACAGAGGUGAAACCCGUGUCACGUUGGUGAAUCGGUGCUAUUUUGGUGCAGAUUAGAGUCAAAUGAGUAGAUUUCAUUAUGAGUGGGUGUUUAUUUUGGCAUCCACCGGGCUCGUGCUUUUAGCAACUGAUUCACAGUUUGGACAGUUGAAAUGAGUUAAAGAGACUUGCAAAACAUAUUUGUGGAUGCAGCUGAUCCUCUUCCCACCUCCUGGAUGGAUGGAGUUACUGCAAUGUGUCACUUUUGUGUUGUUUCAUGUUGUUUAUCUUCAUGAUUUUGUUUAUCUUCACCAACUUGAAAGCAUUCGGUGAGUCGCAAGGAAGGUUUGUAUCACAAAGUUAAUAUUGUGGCACGAGUGCCUCCACACACGCGUGUAUGUUUUAUGAAUUUAUUGAUUGCAGCUUCUUCACAAAAAACCCCCAACUUUAGCAAAUGGAAAGAGAAAAAAGUACCACACGUGAAUGUAUGACCCGAUUUGGAUUGUUGUUUCUUUUUAACGAUCCCUUUAUGAUUGUGUUCGUGUGAGGUGGGGUCGCGGGGCCAGUGGCUUAACUUUUACCGGGUCUGCCGUGGAAGUUUGGAGUUGACCCCGGGCCGCCUGAGAGACCUCAACAACAGAUGCGGAUGGCAAAGCUUUGGUCAGUUGUGUUAGAGGCAUGAGUGGACCAGCAGGACGAGAGCCCCGGGUGGGCAUAGGACUCCCACCUGCGGUAAGCGAAGGUAAGUCCAUUGCUUGGUAUUAGCAUGAGUUGCAAUGUUGCCGGUUUCUCAAGUAGGAUCUGGUUGCUGUGUGUGAGACUGGAUCAGAGGAGCGACGCCCCGGAACUUCUUGGACUUCAGGGUGUAAGGAAGGGUAUACUCAUGACUCAAAUUCAAUGUGAGUGAAAUGAUGGAGAACUGAAUCAAAUGUUGAAGCGUGAUGGUUUGUGGAAGAGUAUAUAUAUUUUCUUGUACUUUAUGAAAAAGAAUAUUAACGAGUGUUUGUUUAGUAAUCAUUGAAAAUGAUUUUUUUGUGUCCAAAGUCUUAAUGCAAUUGCCAAAAGGAUGACAGCAUCAUAGCAAGUUUUUGUGUUGCACUUCUUGUAACAUUCUUUAAAAGUAAUUGAAAAGCUGCUGCAAAUUGGAAUGCACCCCUCAUGUUGUUGCCAAUCCAUGUAUGUACAGAAGGCUCAAAUGACUUCAAGAACAAAGGUCCGGUUUUGUAAAUGUCCCUGGCAAAAGGCAAUGUUGGCCGAGACGGAAGAUGAAGACGGCGCCCGGAUGGGUCUCCGAGGCGUACGUCGACACCAGGCCUCCGCUCGGGUGCACCGGACCAGCAACGGAGAAAGAAUUGGCACGAUUUCAGCGGCUUUUUGAAAAAGGCAUUUACACGC
This is a messenger RNA of Syngnathoides biaculeatus (alligator pipefish), 4412 nucleotides long. RefSeq names its product TAFA chemokine like family member 5a (gene tafa5a). NCBI's taxonomy places the organism in Eukaryota, Metazoa, Chordata, Actinopteri, Syngnathiformes, Syngnathidae. Bases 560 to 1144 code for a protein of 194 amino acids. The record is from RefSeq and is a predicted model, not a curated record. Gene Ontology annotation, biological process: G protein-coupled receptor signaling pathway. Gene Ontology annotation, molecular function: receptor ligand activity; G protein-coupled receptor binding. The transcript has 10 exons.